CAUUUAGUGAGAAAGCCAGACAGACACACUGGCCUCAUCGGCAUGUCUCUGUCCAUGCGAGCACAACAUCUCCUCCUCCUCCUCCUCUCUCUCUCAUCCCAUAUGAUACUCAGCCGCUAUAUUCGCGAUGAUGACAACACCUCGGCCGGAUCCUAUCCGCUUCUCAGCUUGGAGCAGAAGAGGGAAUCAGCGGACUUUAUUUUCAGACGAACCCUCAGAUGCCUGGACAUGUUGGCCACCGAAGGCCACUUCACCUUCACGGUGGCGGUGCCACAGCAGCUGCUUUGCGCCACCUUCAUUAUCAGCGAGCCUGGCGAGGUUAUCAGUCUGGAGCUCUCUGACGUCAACAUCGACUGCAACGCUGGCGACUUUAUCAAGAUAUUUGAUGGCUGGGUUUUGAAGGGGGAGAAGUUCCCCAGCAGUCAGGACCACCCGCUGCCUUUGCACCGGCGCUACACGGACAUCUGCUCCUCUACGGUGCCGGGCCAUGCCAUUCGCUCAUCUCAGAAUGUCGCCAUGGUCUUCUUCCGCAUUCGCAGCCCUAACAGUGGCUUCACCCUCAUUGUCAAGAAGCUGCACAACCCUUUCCCGUGCAACAUCAUGUCUCAGAGUCCCGAGGGCAGCUUCACCAUGGUGAUGCCCUAUCAGAACAGGAACUGCAGCUUCUCCAUCAUUUACCCGGUGGAGAUACAGGUGACGCAGCUCACCUUGGAACAGGACCAAAGCAACCAGCUCAGGCCCAUGGUGAGGCCAUCCUCCGGAUGUUUGGGUUCUGGUGACUACGUGGAGUUACUGGGAGGAAAUGGUGUGGACACAUCCCACAUGUUCCCUGUCGCUGAGCUGUGUUUUCCUCUCAGUGCACCUGCCCAGAUGAAAAUCGGUUGUGAUAACUCAGUGGUGAGGCUGGUGUCCAGCGGAAACUACAUCAACCGAGUGUCUUUCCGCUACCGACUACUCCAACGUAACGAGCUGCCCGAAACUCACGAGAAUAGCCUGGACAACAUGUGCAAUGUCGAAUAGGACACCAAAUGACAUCAAAUCUGUAAAUACAAACAUCUGGUUAAACCAGUAGGAAGUAUUUUAGUUUUAUUAGUACUGUAUUUAUUUAAUGAACUGUGCUGGUUAUUUCUCAUCGACAAAUUCAUUUGUUUGAUGUUAAAUCCCUAAACAAAUAUGAUUUUGUUUAUUGUUUAGAAAAUUCUGUGUAACAUUCUUAUAUAUCACUUGUUUGUAUUGCUUUGAACAAAUAUAAAAUACAAAAA
Molecule: messenger RNA, 1262 nt
Organism: Corythoichthys intestinalis (scribbled pipefish)
Lineage: Eukaryota; Metazoa; Chordata; Actinopteri; Syngnathiformes; Syngnathidae
Product: corticotropin-releasing factor-binding protein-like
Exons: 7
Coding region: 43-1020 (325 amino acids)
Biological process (GO): hormone-mediated signaling pathway; negative regulation of corticotropin-releasing hormone receptor activity; negative regulation of corticotropin secretion
Molecular function (GO): corticotropin-releasing hormone binding
Source: RefSeq, a predicted model, not a curated record